UGCUCGAGUAGGCUGGCUGGUGGUAGUUCAGCCGCAAAUUCACUGAAACUAGACCACGUCGCCUUAUCCACACCCACACAAACUACUACUUUCAUCUAGACGACAAAUUCCAAUUCAGAUAACACACUGACAACCCACCACCAUCAAAUCUUCAUUCUUCUCUCUCCUCCCCAAACCAAGAAACCAAGAAAAUGCACUAGUUCUAGUGAGAGAAAGUACCUACAUACAUACACAGAGAAACAGAGAGAGAGAAAACAAACAUGUCAGUAGCUUCAUCUCCAUUCCCAAACAUCCGUAUCUCAACUUCCUCGUCCUCUUCCUCCUCCUCAUCUUCUAGCUUCAGAUUCUCUGCACCGAAACCCGCCACACUUACCGUGCGCUGCUCCCAAUCCGACGGCCCUAUCAGAAGACCCGUUGCCCCUACUCCACCCACCACUCUAAAACCCGUUCCUCCGUCGCCGCCGCCGCCUCUUGUAAAGCCGUCGCCGCCUUCGUCGGCGGCGGCUGCCCCGCCGGUUGCGCCGCCUAAGCCUGCGGCGGUGGUGGAGGUGGAGGGUAAGGGUGUAAUUACGUUGGAGUUUCAGAGGCAAAAGGCUAAGGAGCUUCAGGAGUAUUUUAAGCAGAAGAAGAUUGAGGAAGCUAAUCAAGGACCUUUCUUUGGGUUCAUUCCCAAGAAUGAAAUUGGCAAUGGAAGAUGGGCAAUGUUUGGUUUUGCUGUUGGGAUGCUGACAGAGUACGCAACAGGCUCGGACUUUGUUGAUCAAGUGAAGAUCCUUCUCUCGAAUUUUGGGAUUGUAGACCUCGAAUGAGUUAUCAUCUGUUUGGCCCCCAAUUCUUCAUUUGCUCUGUGUUUGAUGUAAUUUGCUGUACUUAAAUCCAAUGUCUCACCCGCCACUUUUUUGAGUACAUCCUGUUCCAUCUUCUUUUGCCUGUAUCCUCAUCUCACUUAUAUAAAAGAAUUUGAAGAGAGAUCUUUUGGUGCACUUUGGUCAAA
Molecule: messenger RNA, 994 nt
Organism: Rhododendron vialii
Lineage: Eukaryota; Viridiplantae; Streptophyta; Magnoliopsida; Ericales; Ericaceae
Product: light-harvesting complex-like protein OHP2, chloroplastic
Exons: 2
Coding region: 261-809 (182 amino acids)
Cellular component (GO): chloroplast thylakoid membrane
Source: RefSeq, a predicted model, not a curated record